Eremothecium sinecaudum is the source of this 318-nucleotide messenger RNA. RefSeq names its product YciI family protein. The transcript has a single exon. Lineage: Eukaryota; Fungi; Ascomycota; Saccharomycetes; Saccharomycetales; Saccharomycetaceae. The record is from RefSeq and is a predicted model, not a curated record. Bases 1 to 318 code for a protein of 105 amino acids.
AUGGUUAACUGGGUUGCGAUUAUUUACGAUAAGCCAGGUGUAGAUAGAACUCCUUACUUGGAGGAGCAUAUUAAAACUAUUAGCCCGCUAUUUAAGCAGGGUAAAAUUAAGUGCGGAGGGCCGAUCUUCAAGGAAGUCGUGGAUGGAGAGGCUUCGGAAAUAAUUGGCGCUAACAUUGUUUUUGAGACAGACAAUAAGGAAGAAGUGAUUGAGAUAUUUCAAAAUGAUGUGUUUGUAAAAGAGGGGAUCUGGGAUUUGGAUACAUUAAUCCUCCACCCAGUUAAAUAUAUCACGCUCAGUGGCCAAGAAGAGGAGUAA